This is a messenger RNA of Adineta ricciae, 336 nucleotides long. The record is from the annotation of a GenBank genome assembly. Lineage: Eukaryota; Metazoa; Rotifera; Eurotatoria; Adinetida; Adinetidae.
AUGAUUCACCCAAUCAUGUCUUUGUAUUGGAAAAACAAUCUUCUAUGUUCGAUAUUCUGUGAUACAGAUCAGUCUAUCGAGACCUACGUAGUUUUAAAUGGAUACUCACUUAAUAUGUAUGGUGUAUUCAAAAUCACCUAUCAUCUUCAAACAUAUAUUUCUACAUCUUUGGCUAAAUCUUUAACUGUUUUAUUUUUAAAAACUUCUUCCGAGUUGAUUACACUUCGUUCAUUGUAUGGUGAAUAUCCAUUUUCAUCUAUGUUUCAUCAAAAAAUAAAUGAUGACCAACAAACAAUAUGGGAAACCAACGUCAACAUCAUACCAUCGAUAUUUUAG